Messenger RNA from Naumovozyma castellii, 969 nucleotides. RefSeq names its product Rab geranylgeranyltransferase BET2 (gene BET2). Lineage: Eukaryota; Fungi; Ascomycota; Saccharomycetes; Saccharomycetales; Saccharomycetaceae. The record is from RefSeq and is a predicted model, not a curated record. The transcript has a single exon. The coding region runs from base 1 to 969 and encodes 322 amino acids.
AUGCCAAUGGAAUUUCUAAAAGAGAAGCAUAUCGAAUAUAUUAAAUCCUUAGAUGCUAAGCAAGGAGAUCUGGAGUACUGGUUGUCUGAGCAUCUGCGUCUGAACGGCGUCUAUUGGGGGCUUACGGCAUUGUGCAUUUUAGAUGCUAAAGACACUUUUAAGAAAGAAGACAUUGUUAAUUUUGUCUUGUCAUGUUGGGUGAAAAGUACUGGUGGGUUUAGUCCCUUUCCAAGACAUGAUGCUCAUCUUUUGACUACAUUGUCAGGCAUUCAAAUACUAUCUAUUUAUAAUUCUUUGGAUGCGUUAACUGAAGAGCAAAUUGAAAAAUGCGUUGAAUUCAUUAAGAAGAACCAGCUAGAAGAUGGAUCAUUCCAAGGAGACAGAUUUGGUGAGGUUGACACACGAUUUAUUUAUACAGCAUUAAGUUCGUUAUCUAUUUUAGGAAGAUUGACACCAGAAAUAGUAGAUCCCGCAGUUGAUUACAUCCUUAAGUGUUAUAAUUUUGAUGGUGGAUUUGGGCUAUCACCUGGAUCAGAAUCCCACGCUGCUCAAGCCUUUACCUGUCUUGGUGCAUUGGCUGUGGUUGGUAAAGUGAAUAAAUUAUCAAAGAGUCAAAUUGAUAAAAUUGGCUGGUGGCUUUGCGAAAGGCAACUUCCUGAAGGUGGACUUAAUGGCCGACCAAGCAAGUUACCAGAUGUAUGUUAUAGUUGGUGGGUUUUGUCAUCCCUAGCAAUUAUUAACAAGUUAAACUGGAUUGACUAUAAGAAGUUAAGACAUUUUAUAUUAUCGAGCCAAGAUACUAAGAGAGGUGGGAUAAGUGAUAGACCAGAUAAUGAAGUGGAUGUGUUCCAUACAUUGUUUGGAAUCACAGGAUUGAGUUUAAUGGGCUUCGAAAAUUUGAAUCCUAUUGAUCCUGUUUAUUGUAUGCCAUGUGAGGUCACGUCAAAAUUCAAAAAAUAUCCAUAUUGA